AUGAGGUUGCAAGAACUUCAAGAUGCUAUAAACAAACUUCCAUUGAGACAUCCAAUUGACGUCAAAUUGUAUUGGAGAGCAUCUGAGUUAGGUCAGAAGGUUUUAUAUGAAACAGGUUGCUUCGACGAUGUUUAUGAGAUAACAGGAGAAGUUUCUCAGAAGAUAAGAGACUCACUUGAAUUUCCACAAACUGGACCAAUUGGUUGCGACAAGUUCGACUCAGAUGAAAAGAUAUACUAUGUCGACCUUAACGCUGCAUACAUGAGGUUUGUCCAAUAUAUUCCGACUGGAAUUCCAAACGAAGAUGGUGAGUUCCCGGGAAGGAACUAUACAGUUGGAAAAGUCAUACAACAACUGUAUGAUAUUAGGAAAGCUUCAAACCCCAAACUUGCAAUGACACUCAAAUUGCUUAUGAAUUCGACAUGGGGAUAUUCCAUUAAGAAACCUCAAGAGAUGAAGAGUAAACAUUAUGAGAAGGUCGACAACUUUGUUGAAAGGUUUUCUCCUUUUGUUUUGAAGUACGAAUUCACUCAAGGUCAAAGUGGCUUAGUAACCACAUUAAAACCUAUUGUCGAACAUUGGUCUUACCCUCAGUUCGCAAAGGCAGUCCUUGACAACUACAACAAAUUCUUCUCCGAAGUCAAAUCCAAAGUGAAGGUUUACUAUGAGAACAUUGACGCACUCAUGACGAACGAAGAAGGAUACAACAAACUCAUUGAAAUGGGAAUGGUCGGUGAAAAGAUGGGCUGUUUUAAGCUAGAUAAG
Molecule: messenger RNA, 765 nt
Organism: Trichomonas vaginalis G3
Lineage: Eukaryota; Parabasalia; Trichomonadida; Trichomonadidae
Product: DNA/RNA polymerases family
Exons: 1
Source: RefSeq, a predicted model, not a curated record